AUGUUUGUCAUUAGAAGAAGAUAUAGAUUGGCAAUGGAAAGCAAUUAAGACGAUAAUUAAAAAGAUUAAAUUGAGGAUGCAUAAAACGAAGAUGAGAAUGUUAUUAAUGAAUAUGAAGAUAACGAAAAGAAAAACGAAAAAAAAAAAAUAAUAUUAACAACAAGUAAUUGA
Messenger RNA from Ichthyophthirius multifiliis, 171 nucleotides. RefSeq lists its product as hypothetical. The record is from RefSeq and is a predicted model, not a curated record. Lineage: Eukaryota; Ciliophora; Oligohymenophorea; Hymenostomatida. The transcript has a single exon.